Jaculus jaculus (lesser Egyptian jerboa) is the source of this 3433-nucleotide messenger RNA. RefSeq names its product zinc finger protein 569 (gene Znf569). The transcript is spliced from 5 exons. Lineage: Eukaryota; Metazoa; Chordata; Mammalia; Rodentia; Dipodidae. The record is from RefSeq and is a predicted model, not a curated record. Gene Ontology annotation, biological process: regulation of DNA-templated transcription. Bases 167 to 2212 code for a protein of 681 amino acids.
GGGCUGAGCCGCGGGCGUCCCCGAGGCCCUGGCGACACGGGUCCGGCUGUCAGUGCGCGUCCUCCUGGGGAGUCAUCGCGGACGUGAGUGCCCGAGGUCCGCAGCGCCCGCCCGAGGAAGGCAGCUCUGCUGCUUAGGCCCUGACCCUUCCUAAAAAGAAGAGGAAAUGACUGAGUCCCAGGAAACAGUGACAUUCAAAGAUGUGGCUAUUGAUUUCACCCGGGAAGAAUGGAGGCAAUUGGAUCCCACUCAGAGGAAGCUGUACAGGAACGUGAUGCUAGAGAACUAUAACAACUUAAUCACUGUGGGUUCUCCACUCAGCAAGCCUGAUGUAAUUUUCAAGUUGGAGCAAGAAGAGGAACCAUGGCUGGUUGAGGAAGAAGCGUUAAGACGUCGUCCAGAAGAAAAUUGUAGAAUUGUUGAGCAUCAGAAAACCCAAGACAGCCAUUUGAAACAAGUUGUCAAGAAAACAGUGACUGAAGAAGCUGAAGAGUGUCCUAUGAAAUUGGCAAAUGCAUGUCCUGAAAACUCAGAUUUUACUCCUUCCAGACACAACCUCUGUGAAUACAAUUGGUUUGGAAAGUGUUUAGAGAAUAAUUUUGAUUAUCAUAAUAAUGUGAAACACCUUAUGAAAGAGGAACAUUUUGAAUAUGAUGAAGCUAAGAAAUCGUGUGGCAGUGGUCCAGCCCAUUUUGUUGUGACCCCCUUUAAGUGUAAUCAUUGUGGAAGAGGCUUUAGCCAAACAUUGGACCUUAUCAGACACUUGAGAUUUCAUACUGGAGAGAAACUCUAUGAAUGUAGCAAGUGUAAGAAAGUCUUUACCCACAAGGAAAAACUCACUAAACAUCAUAAAGUUCAUCGUAGGGAGGAGUGCUAUGAGUGUAAUGAAUGUGGGAAAACUUUCAUUAAAAUGUCAAAUCUUAUUAGACAUCAAAGAAUUCAUACUGGAGAGAAACCCUAUUCAUGUAGGGAUUGUGGGAAAUCCUUCAGCCAGAAAUCCAAUCUCAUUGACCAUGAAAAAAUUCAUACUGGAGAGAAACCUUAUGAAUGUAGUGAAUGUGGAAAAGCGUUCAGCCAGAAGCAAAGCCUCCUUGCACAUCAGAAAGUUCACACUGGGGAGAAACCUUAUGCAUGUAAUGAAUGUGGUAAAGCCUUCCCUCGAAUUGCUUCCCUUGCUCUUCAUAUGCGAAGUCACACAGGAGAAAAACCUUAUAAAUGUGAUAAAUGUGGAAAAGCCUUCUCUCAGUUUUCCAUGCUUAUUAUACAUGUGAGAAUCCAUACAGGGGAGAAACCGUAUGAAUGCAAUGAAUGUGGAAAAGCCUUCUCUCAAAGCUCAGCGCUUACUGUACACAUGAGAAGUCACACAGGUGAGAAACCCUAUGAAUGUGAAGAAUGUAGAAAAGCCUUCAGCCAUAAGAAAAACUUCAUUACACAUCAGAAAAUUCAUACUAGAGAGAAACCUUAUGGAUGUAGCGAAUGUGGGAAAGCUUUUAUUCAGAUGUCAAACCUCGUUAGACACCAGAGAAUUCAUACUGGAGAAAAACCCUACAUAUGUAAGGAAUGUGGCAAAGCUUUUAGCCAGAAAUCAAAUCUCAUUGCUCAUGAAAAAAUUCAUUCUGGAGAGAAGCCCUAUGAAUGUAAUGAGUGUGGUAAGGCUUUCAGCCAGAAGCAAAACUUUAUUACACACCAGAAAGUUCAUACUGGAGAGAAGCCAUAUGACUGUAAUAAAUGUGGUAAGGCCUUCUCUCAGAUUGCAUCCCUUACUCUUCACCUGAGAAGUCACACCGGGGAAAAGCCUUAUGAAUGUGAUAAGUGUGGGAAAGCCUUCUCUCAAUGCUCAUUACUUAAUUUACACAUGAGAAGUCACACAGGCGAGAAGCCUUAUGUGUGUAAUGAGUGUGGAAAAGCUUUCUCUCAAAGAACUUCACUUAUUGUGCAUAUGAGAGGUCAUACUGGUGAGAAACCCUAUGAGUGUAAUAAAUGUGGAAAAGCGUUCUCCCAGAGCUCAUCCCUGACUAUACACAUACGAGGCCAUACAGGUGAGAAACCCUUUGACUGUAGCAAAUGUGGAAAAGCCUUCUCUCAGAUCUCGUCUCUUACUCUUCAUAUGAGGAAGCAUACAGGAGAAAAACCCUAUAACUGUAUUGAGUGUGGCAAAGCUUUCAGCCAAAAGUCACACCUUGUUAGACACCAGAGAAUCCAUACCCACUAAAAACCCUGUGGAUAUGGGGACACCUUGAGAAGGAAUUAACACCUUACACCACACUAUAUGACCAGUUCUAGAGCAGAAAACUGAAUAUACACAUUUGUUAAACAUUAGAGAUGAACUCACUGAGGUGACCAAUUUAUGAGAGAGGUGACCAUCAGAAACCUUGAGUAGAUAACAUUGAUAAUAUAUUAUUAGUAUUCUUAUUCAAAUCUGAAAAUCCGUUGCAGCAUAUCAACAUGUGAGCUUCUUGUCAAUGUAUUAAGAAAAAGAAGAUUGGAAAAAAAAUAAGAACUAUUAAAGCUAACCUUGUAUAGGCAGUGUGAGACCCUGUAUCAAAAAAUAAAGACAACUAACCCUUGACAAAAGAGAUAAUUAGAAACUGUGUUGAAAGAAAAUAAUUAUGUGGCAUUUGUUUAUACAAAGUUAUAAAACAUAUUGAAAGACACAAAAGAACAACUGAAACUGUCUGAAAUGAUUUGAAAUUAUAAAAAUAUAUUAUCCUUUAGCUCUCUUAAGUUUAAUAUACUUCCACUCAGAAUUUACAUAAUAGUUAUAUUGUAAAGAAUUUCAUGAACUGACUCAGUUUGUGUAUGGAAAGGCAGCAGACAACUGAUGCUAAAAUAAACUUGACAUAGCAAAACAACCAGGGACAAUGUGUACCCCUGGAUACCACAUAACUGCUGUCAUCUAAAACUUAAAUAUUUUGAAGAACAGACUAUCAAAAGUAAAAUUCUGAAACUAUGGUGGAAAUAAAGUUGAAUACUUUAAAGUUAAACUUCUUUAAAAACAUGUGAACACAACAGUUACUCUUCUGUGCACUGGCCUCAGAGUCACCCUGUCUGCAGAGAUGGCUGCCACCAUGCUCACUGCACCAGGGUGGUUUGCUUACAUUGGACAGAACAUUUAUGUCAGUGCAGGGUUAGGUCAGUAAAAUGCUCAUUUCUGUGAUAGGAUACCAUGGAGUAUUUGGAAUAUACAAAAUCCAGGGCUGGAGAGAAAAUCCACAUGUGUUUCAUGAAUAGAUCACAAUAUUCUGAGAGAAGAAUGCAAAAGACAAACCUGGCAUCCUAUUUAUGUAAUUUAAUAAGAUGAUGCAACCAACAGUAUUGUAUAUUGAUCACAGGUCCAUUUAUGACAUUGACUGCCUAUUGGGGACGUGGCAAGGUUUUGUGGGAGUUGUUACAUUAAUCUGUAUUAUUUCUUUAAUAAAAGAACUAAAGAAAA